Molecule: messenger RNA, 1110 nt
Organism: Perca fluviatilis (European perch)
Lineage: Eukaryota; Metazoa; Chordata; Actinopteri; Perciformes; Percidae
Gene: nicn1
Product: nicolin 1
Exons: 7
Coding region: 140-796 (218 amino acids)
Cellular component (GO): nucleoplasm
Source: RefSeq, a predicted model, not a curated record
CUCACUGUCGCCUUGGUUACAGGCAGACCUAACAGUGUCUUUAGCAUGUCAACAUCUGCGACUUGAAGCGUUUCAGUCUUCCUAUUCUUUCUGUCGUCGACUUUUACAAACUGUAGCUCCUCUCUGACAAAGCAAGAAGAUGAGCGGGAGCGGUGACGACAUCCAGCCUGUGAGCUGCACCAUCAAACCUCCGGUCUACCUGCACAUCGGAGACACCAAAGCAGACGCAGCUCGCUCCGGUGUUUGUGUUGUAGACGUCACCCUGCCCUUUGGAAAGCCUGUCAACAUUGAGGAAAUCACCUUUAAGAACUACUACACGGCGUAUGUGACGGUGCGUUUGCUGAGGAAGAGUUUGGGGCCGGAGGCCAACGCUAAGUGGUGCACUGCUCUGAGAGACCUGCCGCUGAUGGACAACCCCCACACAGAGGGGGGGUCCCAGGACUACUGCUCCAUCCACAGGACACAGAUGCAGGUGGAGGCGGAUCAUGUGUUGUCUGUGAGACUGAUCCUGAGACAGCCGUCGUCCGCCUGGCUCACCUUCGGCCUCGAACACAUCCAAAUAUUCCCUCACACGGAGCCGGACCCAGAGAAGGAGGUUUCUGAUUGGCUGUCUGAUCUGACGCUGGUCGACCAACACCCUGACCUGGAGGGCCUCCCGGACCCCCAGACGGUUUCAUCCAGCAUCCAGCAGAUGUGGGCUCUGACUGAGGUGAUGCAGACCAACCAGACUACAGCCUCCAUCGGACGGUUUGACGUGGAUGGAUGCUACGACAUCAACCUGCUCUCCCUGACGUAACCUGGCCGCUGACUCCUUACUCUACAUGUACAUAAAGCUCACUUUAUGGAAGAUAUAAUGACAGGAAACUAUUCAAACGUAUAUUUCCUGCUUAAGAGCCAUAGACCCAAUCCCAAUGUUUGUUCACAAUAACUUCCGGGUAGAAAACUCCUGCGUCCCGUACAAACAAUUUAACACUCCUGUUGUUCUUCGGUCAAAUUUGAUCCAUUUUCAAAACGUUUCUAUAUCAGAAAUUUCGGUUUCUUAUAACCAAAUUGUCAAAAGAAAUAAUGUGGAUGGUUCCACACAACCAACGCUCUUCACAAGUUGAAUAA